Molecule: messenger RNA, 2446 nt
Organism: Camelina sativa (false flax)
Lineage: Eukaryota; Viridiplantae; Streptophyta; Magnoliopsida; Brassicales; Brassicaceae
Product: putative receptor-like protein kinase At1g80870
Biological process (GO): protein phosphorylation
Molecular function (GO): protein kinase activity; ATP binding
Source: RefSeq, a predicted model, not a curated record
CAAAACUCAUGAAACAGCUUUUUUUCCUCUUAAGACAUUCUCAACGACUAUAGCUAGAUAUAGGUUCAGAGUUAAAACCUGAUCAGAGAGAAAGAUACUGAAUGUUCCAUAAACGAUUCCAUCUUUGAACAGAGAGGGAGAGAGACAUGCCUUCAAGACCAAAUCCAACCCGACCAAAGCUAUUCAUCAACAGAACAAAAACUCUCUUCUUGAUUCUCACAAUCUCAUCCUCUCUUGUAAUCUUCUUCGCAAUCCUCUACUUCAUCUACCACCUCUGGACAUCUCUUCUCAACCGCUCUAGAACCAUCCCUUUCGACGUUGCUGCGUCGCCACUAAAGCUCCAGCUCUUCUCUUACAAGGAGCUCAAGCUAGCGACAAACGAUUUCGACGAAUCCAAUGUGAUUGGUAAAGGCGGCUCUGGUACUGUGUUCAGAGGCAUUACUAGAGACGGCAAGCUUUUCGCGGUUAAGAGACUCGACAGCCUCUCUCUUCAAACAGAGACCGAGUUUCAGAACGAGUUACAGAUUCUUGGCGGGUUAAAGUCGUCUUUUUUAGUUACCCUUUUAGGAUAUUGCGUCGAGAAGAAUCACAGGUUCUUGAUUUACGAGUAUAUGCCAAACAAGAGCCUUCAAGAGCUUCUGUUCAACGAGGAUGGAGACUCUUGCUUGAAUUGGGAAAUGAGAUUUAGUAUCAUCCUCGAUGUUGCGAAAGCUCUCGACUUUAUGCAUUUCGGAUGUGACCCGCCAGUGAUUCAUGGAGACAUCAAGCCUAGUAAUGUUCUUCUUGAUUCUGAGUUCAGGGCAAAGAUUUCGGAUUUUGGCUUGUCUAGGGUUAAAGUGGAAGGAGGUUACGGUGUUGAUCUGUUCAGCCAAGAUUUGGGGAAAAGUCAAGAACUGUCGGCAACGUUCGGAGGAGAGAGCACUCCUCAGACCGCUGUUGGCACUCCAACGCAUCAUGAGGUUGACUUUGCUCUUGCUCUACAAGCUUCUUCGUCUUCCAAGAACAGUAGAACGAGCCGUAACAUUAAAGGAAUGAAUCUGAAUCCGAUGAGUUUAGCAAUGGAAGGUGAGACAAAAGGAAAAGAGGUUUCAAACGAUGGGGAUGAUUCUAAAGUGAACCAUGUUGUGUUGUCAUGUGAGGAGGAUCAUCAUGAGUUUGAUCAGAGCAAGGAGAUGAAUUUGAGUCCCAAUUCGGUUCUUGAUUUAGGGAAAGGAUCUAAGCAAUGGGGGAGAGAUUGGUGGUGGAAGCAAGAAGGGAGUGGUGAACUCUGUAGUAAAGAUUAUGUUAGAGAAUGGAUAGGGAGUCAGAUUGACACGGUGAAUCCUGAUUGGGAUGAUGAGAAGAAGAUCAUCAGUAGUACCCCUGAGCUGGGAGUUUCAACUAGGACGAUCGAUAAAGAUGAGUCUGGUUUGCAUGAGUCUAGGUUUGACACUCUACAAGAGAAGUUUGCGAAAGAAGAAAUCAACGGAAAGACAAAGAAGAAAUUGAAAAAGAAGAAGAAGCAUAGGAAUAUGGAGGAAUGGUGGAAAGAGGAAGAGCAUCAAGAUGAGAGAAACAACAAAAAGAAGAUUAGAAUUCUAAGAAUUAAGUUCAAGAAUCGUUUGAAAGUUCCACAUUUUCGUUACUGUUUCCAUCAAAAAGGUGAAAACAGCGUGGAGGACCGAGAAGGAGAAGCUGGGGGAGAGUUUAGCUUCAGAAAGGGAUGGAGAAGGAAAAGCAAUAGCAGCAGCAAGAAGAAGAAGAACAACAACAAUAGAUCAAUGGGGAGUGAGAUGUGGAGUGGGGAUUUGUUCAGCCGUGAGCUAAGCAGCACGACGAGUAUGAGAGGCACAUUGUGUUACAUAGCGCCAGAGUAUGGAGGCGGUUGCUGUUACUUGAUGGAGAAAGGUGAUAUCUACAGCUUUGGAGUACUGAUUCUAGUGAUAAUCUCUGGUAGGAGGCCUUUACACGUCCUUGCAUCUCCGAUGAAACUUGAAAAGGCGAAUUUGGUGAGCUGGUGUAGGCAAUUAGCUCAGUCAGGGAAUGUUCUUGAGCUGGUCGACGAGAAAUUGAAGGAUGGGUAUAACAAGGAAGAAGCAGGAUUGUGCAUUAACUUGGCUUUGGCUUGUCUGCAGAAAGCACCUGAGUUACGGCCUGAUAUUAGUGAAGUUGUGAAAAUCUUGAGAGGGGAAAUGGACAUUUCGUCGAUUGCAUUCGAGUUCUCUCCAUCACCUCCGGCAAAAUUUUAUGGCAGUAGAUCGAAACGGAGAGGUUAAAACAGGCCAAUGCAGAGUAGUGGUUUGAGGUUUGAUCUGAUCUUUUUCAUUUUCGAAAUUGUUGGAUGUAACUUUUAGAGUUUUAGCUUUUGAGAAUUGUAUUAUGUUGUAAUGUUUGUAAACUAUAUAUGAACGAGAUGCAGAUUCCAUCAAAACCCAGAAGAAUAGAUACUAUUAUAGUUCAACUUUAA